Messenger RNA from Drosophila elegans, 713 nucleotides. RefSeq names its product transcription initiation factor TFIID subunit 11 (gene Taf11). The transcript is spliced from 2 exons. Gene Ontology annotation, biological process: transcription initiation at RNA polymerase II promoter; RNA polymerase II preinitiation complex assembly. The record is from RefSeq and is a predicted model, not a curated record. Lineage: Eukaryota; Metazoa; Arthropoda; Insecta; Diptera; Drosophilidae. Gene Ontology annotation, molecular function: transcription coactivator activity; protein heterodimerization activity. Gene Ontology annotation, cellular component: nucleus; transcription factor TFIID complex. Bases 69 to 653 code for a protein of 194 amino acids.
CACAAAAGAAGUGUCCAGCCCUGGUAGAAUUUGUUUAUAAUCGCUAGAGCUGUCCAAAUCCCAAUUAAAUGGACGAAAUCCUGUUUCCCACGCAGCAGAAGAGCAACUCCCUGAGCGACAGCGACGAUGUAGACCUGAAGUUCUUCCAAGCGGGCUCCGGUGAGCGAAAGGACAGCGAAACUUCGGAUCCGGGCAACGACGCGGAUCGCGAUGGCAAGGACGUGGACGGAGACAACAAAAACACGGACGGAGAUGGAGACUCCGGCGAACCAGCGCACAAGAAGCUGAAGACCAAGAAGGAACUGGAGGAGGAGGAGCGCGAACGAAUGCAAGUUCUCGUCUCCAACUUCACGGAGGAGCAACUGGAUCGCUACGAGAUGUACCGUCGCUCAGCUUUUCCCAAGGCCGCCGUGAAGCGUCUGAUGCAGACCAUUACCGGCUGCUCCGUGUCCCAGAACGUAGUGAUCGCCAUGUCCGGCAUCGCCAAGGUUUUCGUGGGCGAGGUGGUGGAGGAGGCCCUCGACGUGAUGGAGGCUCAGGGGGAAUCUGGUGCCCUGCAACCCAAAUUCAUUCGCGAGGCUGUGCGCCGGCUGAGGACCAAGGGUCGGAUGCCCAUUGGGCGCUACCAGCAGCCAUAUUUCAGACUGAACUAGCGAGUCGGGGAUUCUAGAUUGUAAGACUGUUUUAGUCAAUAACAAACAUACAUACAUAAA